Molecule: messenger RNA, 2595 nt
Organism: Aspergillus melleus
Lineage: Eukaryota; Fungi; Ascomycota; Eurotiomycetes; Eurotiales; Aspergillaceae
Gene: RCY1
Product: exocyst complex component Sec10 family protein
Exons: 3
Coding region: 1-2595 (864 amino acids)
Biological process (GO): exocytosis; Golgi to plasma membrane transport
Cellular component (GO): cytoplasm; exocyst
Molecular function (GO): protein binding
Source: RefSeq, a predicted model, not a curated record
AUGGCAUCCAUGGAGGAAUUCUCCCGGGCUGCCCUUCCAGCAGAGAUCAUGUCUUCGAUUCUUGAUUACCUCUCCCCUGUCGAUCUGAUCCGAGCAGCACGAUCGUCGAAGCUUCUACGAGAAAUGGCAUACGACGAUACGAGAUGGGUACAAAAGAUGAAACUCAUGGGCUGCUGGGACGAACUGGAAGCGAGAAAACAUGUGGAGGAAACCUUCGGGACGAUUGCCGACCUGGAAAGUGUUAAGCAUCAAGAGGAGGUCGAGCAAACCGGGCAGACUGCCGGAGGAACCGAGCCGAAACCUUCUACCAAUGUGAACUCGCUCUCCGAUGGCUUCGACCAGAUCAAUCUGAGUAGCUCCGUCGCCCCCGAUAUCUCCGACGCAUCGGACAAGGAUCCUGUCCUGGGAGCAUUGAAGUUGGUCAAGUCAGUACGCGGUGAAGCGCGUCAGGAAUACGGCAAAAUACACGCUGCGCUUGCGCCCUUCUACAAUGACAUCGUCACUGAGGGUGCCUCGUUUGAUAACCUGGUCUUCAAAAGAUAUACCGAUCCAUUGCAUCAGGCGCGGGUGUUAUCUCAACUGCAAUCCUUCGCUAAAUGUGAUUCAACAGAGGGCUGGCGUGCCAGGAUCGAGCAGCUGCAUUCUGUCACGGCUAUGUUCGAAACCGCUGCUACAAAGGAGUUCAGGCAAGGAUAUGAGACGGAAGAUAUUGAUGGGCGAAUGCGACAAUAUGCUCACGUUCUCUACAUCCUGAAUGGCGGGGCUUCGGCUGUUGAGCUGUUCAUUCAUCACAACCAUCUCAUCACACGACGGUCAGACUUUGGUAAGGUGGCAGAUUGUAUCGACGUGUCGACGCCGCAGGUGAAACUCGAGCAGACCCAGGCAUUUUUCACUCGCCUCAGUGUCGCCUACAACGAAGAAGUGUCGAUUAUCAACCGUGCUUUCCCCGCAUCAAUAGCGGUAGCCUCGCCAUUCAUUGAGAAAGUAGGGCAAGGUGUGCUGUAUCCAUUCUUGACCGCAAUAUUUGAUGAAUUACAUCGAACCGACAUCGAGUCCUACCUCGUGGCCAUAUCCGGGACCUUUGCCCAAUGCAUGAACUUCUCGGAUAAUUUAUUGCCCAUUCAGAAUUCAACCGACAAUUUCGAUGAUUUUCUUGACCAUAUAAUUGGCAAGGUCUAUGAACCACACAUGGAUCUCUAUCUCGCGGAAGAGCUGGAUCACUUCCGAAAAAUAUCUGAGACCGCAGUGAAGGACUGGGAUAGACAGUUGUCGGAACAAGCAGCCUCGACCGAAUCAUUUCUUAUGUCGAAUAUCAAUCGGCAGGCAGAUAAACGAGACUUCCUAACUUCUUUCAAGAAAGUGAUCAUGGCGCCUGUAAACAUUCUCCCCAGCUUCUCAAGCACCAAAGCAAAUGACACAAAGUCAGACGAGAGUUCAGCCGUCGGGGAGUCACCUUCUGGGCUCAAGAGUGCGAACCGAUUUUCAACAAUCGCCUCGCCUUCCACACCCCCUACCGCAGAGGCUCCGACUACCGAGCUUGCAGCAAAAGCAGCAAUCAUGAAGUCAAAACUAGAGGGAAUUAGCUCUCUCUUCAGCAUCGAAGUUGCGCUCAGCCUCGUCCAUACAGCUAAAUCGGGCCUGGAACGAGCUGCCCAAUUUGUUACACUAGGAGGCGAGACGGGGGCCGCUGUGAAGCAGCAAUGCGAGGCCAUUUUCGUUGCUCUAGUCCGGAUAUUGGGCCAUCAGCACCUCAUUGUCGGAUUCAAUAAGGCGGUGGAUCACCUUUCAAACUAUCGCCCUCGCGAGCAGGGAGAUCGUGAUCAGUCAGGAGUGGAGCCCUUGGUGACCUUCCUAGAGUUGGUGAACGUUGGUGAUCUCAUUCUUCAGAUGAUUGAUGUCUUCUAUGAACAGGAGCUGAUUGGCUCUAAACUGACCGACCGCAAUGAUUUCCUCGACCCUGCGGUGAAAGAGAAGAAGAAGUUUGAGCAGAUCCUUGACGAGCGCGUCGCUGCCGGUUUGAAUAAAGGAAUUGACGUUCUCAUGGAAGAAGUCGACUACAUUCUUGCCACUAGGCAACUGGCUACGGACUUCAACCCCAGUGUGUCUACCGACCCUCACCGCAAGACCAUGGACGUGAGCAUCACGGAGGCGGCGGCGGCGGUAGUUGACGUGGUAUCGUCGCAUACACGAAUGCUGGUGGGGAGUACCGACAAAAGCACGCUGGACGUCUUCAACCAAGAAGUCGGGCUGCGGCUUUUUACCGCCCUCUGCAAACACUUGAAGCGCCAAAGGAUCAGCGUGGAGGGGUCAUUGAAGCUGAUCAGCGAUAUGAACCACUACUUCAAGUUCGUUCAGACGCUCAAGAACAGCGAACUCUUACUAUACUUCAAGGCCUUUCGAGAGCUGUCUCAAAUCUAUCUGAUCGACCCGUCCGAUGCCAAAGAGCUGGCCACCAUUAUAGCUGACUCGGGUCGCUUCAAUGGCAUCUGGCGGGUCGAGGAAGUGUACGAAUUCGCCGAGCGCCGAGCGGAUUGGUAUCAAGUGAAACGAGAUGUGGAACGUGCCAUGUAUGGCAUCGGGUGCAAUGUUAUGUAA